UAAACUUCGCAGUCCAAAGUCUAUUGGACGGUAAACAAUUACGCAAGUUGCUUUUCCUGUCUUCAUAAGGCUAGGGUUCUGUCAUUCAAUUGAUACACGAAGAGUAAAAGAGACAAACCAUAAUGUUGACGCUUAUUUCAGUUUUAAUGCUCAAUGUGUGGGCAAUAACAGCAGAUUUACUUUCACCGAACAUCGACAUCCUCGCUGAACUGCAGAAGAUAACAAACAUGGAAAUCAGGAUGAAAUCAAUGGAGAGCGAAAUGGAACAACUACGAACAAAAAACACAGGUAAAAUACUACAGACAGUUGUGUUUAAAGACCACGCUGAGACAGGGCCUGAAAGAUUCAGCAUCGAUUCAUUCUUCUUAGAAAAUUCACAGGAGCAAGAGCUGGCGUCCUUGAAUGUUAAAAUGAACGAGAGAAAGAUCAAAAUGAAUGAACUAGAAACAGAAAAUAAAGCACAGGCAAUAAAGCUGGAGGUCAUGUAUGGUACAAUGAAUGACAUCAAGUUUAAAGUGGAUGAACUUAUAAAACAAAAAAAUGGUAAUAACUUGUCAUCUCAUAUAUUUUAUGUCUUAGCUUCAAAAGUGGUUUUCUCAACAUCUCUGUUGUCCUCGAAUGGGCCUCAUGGCAGUUUACACACACUGAUUUACAAACACGUCUUUCUCAACACUGGAAAUGCCUACGAUCCAAACACAGGAAUCUUUACAGUGCCUAUGAGGGGAAUCUAUGUAUUCAUGGUGUUUUCAAAGGCCUAUGGAAAUCGAGAUAAAGCUGUGGUCGCAGGCCUGUUUAAAAACGAUCAACAUGUGUUUUCUACAUAUGCACGUCAGGAUGGUGGAUUCAUCAGCUCUUCGAAUGGAGUUUCCCUGUUGCUGGAAAGGGGUGAUAAAGUUUACGUAAAUCUUUACCCAGGAUAUUGGAUUUUUGACAAUGAACAUCAUCAUAGCACCUUUAGUGGACACCUGCUUUUCCAAAUGUGAUCAGAACAUGUCCC
Triplophysa rosa is the source of this 997-nucleotide messenger RNA. RefSeq lists its product as uncharacterized. The record is from RefSeq and is a predicted model, not a curated record. NCBI's taxonomy places the organism in Eukaryota, Metazoa, Chordata, Actinopteri, Cypriniformes, Nemacheilidae. The coding region runs from base 123 to 983 and encodes 286 amino acids. The transcript has 5 exons. Gene Ontology annotation, molecular function: protein binding.